This is a messenger RNA of Glycine soja, 4221 nucleotides long. Its product is annotated as mitogen-activated protein kinase kinase kinase YODA-like. Gene Ontology annotation, biological process: protein phosphorylation. The record is from RefSeq and is a predicted model, not a curated record. The coding region runs from base 2091 to 4094 and encodes 667 amino acids. Gene Ontology annotation, molecular function: protein kinase activity; ATP binding. The transcript has 11 exons. NCBI's taxonomy places the organism in Eukaryota, Viridiplantae, Streptophyta, Magnoliopsida, Fabales, Fabaceae.
ACACAUAAACAUAAAUUAGUGUAUUUGUUGCGGUCGGUGUCUGGUCCGUUCUUUCACUCUUCACUCUUCACUCUUGACUUGAGUCUUCACUUCCUCUUCUCUAUCUGUCCCUUUCCUUUCCUUUUUCUCUGUGUCAUUUUCAGCUUAUUGUCGCUGUGUCUGCGGGGAAGGAACAAGGCACCACACCAUCUGCUUCGAAUCUUCACCAAACCUUCGUCGUUUAUCAGUGAGUCACUAUAAGUCAGUAAUUACAACUCUUGUGCUCGUGUGUUCAGUUGAAUUUCAAGGUGCUUCAUAGUUGCUGGUAAUUUCUUCGUAAAUUUCGUUGAUUGUGCAUUCUUUUCGCUCCAAGAUAAUUGAUUAAAUAAUUAGAUCUGUGUUUAGAGCAUUUUCCUUAGGGCUCGUUAACUUCUCAUCUUUAAAUGUCAUGCACCUAUACAAAGCUGGUUGUCCUAGUUCCAGAACAAAGAGGUAGGAAAAUUGAGAAAAACAAUUGAGAUGAUUACUUUUUUUUUUUACACAGUGACAGGCUUGUCGUCAUCGAUUGAGAUGAUUUUGGGUCAAUUCUCAUUUACUAGUUAGGGUACAUGAGAAAUAGGCAGGAAGAAAUUUGCCUUGUAUGUUUGGAUUGUCAUUCUUUUAAUUGCCAUUUGCAGAAAACAUAAUUGCCUCCAUAAAAAUUAUGGUAUGCCAAAUGCAGAGUUAUGUAAUGUAUCUUCUGAAUCAUCCAACUCCACGUGUGCUUUUACUAUGUUGAAUUGAAAUGCAUGUCUUGCCUAAGUGCUUCUUGCUACAUUAUAUCUUCUAAUACCCAUUUAUAGGGCAUACUUCUUUUCAUGGGUUCACUUUUUUGUAUUCCAAAUAUAAAAUGAAUGUGUUUGGAAAUAUGUUGAGUUGAAGGCAGUGUUAACAGUGGUGGAAGGACAUAAUUCUGCCACAUAAACCCACCAUUGCGACCUAUUGUGUCACCAUAGCAGGUCUCCCUUCACAAAUUGCCUAUGGUAGCUGGCAAAAAAUCUGCCACACCAUGGCGGCCGGCCAUGUGCUGCCAUUUAACAACAAUGACCGAAACGUCAAUCCAUCCUUGGGGUUCCUUCUACGUUUGGUGCAUUGAAACUCGGAAACCUUCAUUGAGCGAGAUGCAAAUGGGUUUCCAAACACAGGCGUUACUGAAAUUAACUUUGGUUGGUGUAAAUGCGGUAUAAAUGUGUUCACCGGGUAUUCAGGAGUGUGACGCUUUGGCAUUAAUUGUAGACUAAAUCAAUAAAACUUCCACGAUACUUUGUCUUUAGUUAUGAUAUCGUCAGCAGGCCUGCUAAUUUUGAAAUAGAGGUAUUUUAAUGGUUUUUCCUGGACUUAUCUUUAGGGUCUGAAAGCAUUUGAUGUGCUAUUUUCUUGGUAGUUAAUUUUUUAAUGCUGUGUAUUUUUUUUUUUUAUGUAAUUCUGAUCUAGAUACCUUUUGGAAGAACUUUUACUACUUAGUAAUAAUGUUCGGCUGCCAGUGUGAAAUAACCUGUCAUCCAUUGUGUAAAUAUUCUAUUAUGGAUAUUUUCCUCAAGAUUGUACCUUUUGAUAUAUAUUUUCUUCAUCAUUGGAAUUUUUAUUAUCCUUUCCAUAUUUCUACUGAAGUGUCCAGUGUUUCACUUGAUACCAUACUUUUCCUAAAAAAGAUUGUUGAAGUUUAUCUUACACUUUAUGUAUACAUUUAUCCUAAAUCUGAACAUCUAACCAGAAAAAGGCUUCUAUGAACAUUGAUUAUCAAUUAUCUGAUCUCAGUCAACUUUACGUAUUAUAUGUUAAAAUUAUUAAAUGUUUAUUUUGGGUAAGAACUAAGCUAACAUUGGAACUUUCUGUUCAGGUUCUUUUGGUACGAUACAUUCCUCUUUUAUUGUCUAUAAUGUGGAACAGAAUAGUUCUCUUCAGUGGAGAUUUGGAUGGCAUGUAUGAAUUUGCCAUUUUACAGACAAGAAUCAUAGAUUUGUCCCUGUAAUGCACAUACGACAGCUGGUUAUUGACAAAUGUUAAUUUGCACAAGUUAGUAGAUAUUUUUUGUCAUUUUUUUGUGUGUUUUGCAAGUUUCUCUAAAAGACAUGUCAUCAUGGUGGGAAAAGUCUUCAUCCAAAGAUGUAAAGAGGAAAGAAAAAAGGAAAAGUAUUAUUGAUACAAUACAAAGGAAAUUAAAUAAAUCAAGAGGGUCUAGGAGAAAUCAUAGUCACACUAACUCAGAGAAGGGAACCACAUCCCUUGUACCUACAACAUCACCAUCACCCUCAACACAUGUUUCCCGCCUACAAAGUUUUGCGGAAAGACCUCUUGCUCAGCCACUCCCACUCCCAGGGACGCACUGCUCCUCCACCAAUCGAGCAAAUUCUGGAACUAGUGUAACAUCAAAACCACAAAGCACCUGGGGCUUGAAAUCAUCUCUAUAUUUCCCCUUACCAAAACCUGGUUGUGUUUUUAACAGGGGAGAACCUACAGAUGCCGAGGAAGAUAUUGCCACUGCAUCAAUUUCUAGUGGCAGCUCUAUUGAUAGUGAUGACCAAUGUGACUCACAUUUCCUUAGUCCUCUGGCAUCUGAUUCUGAAAAUGGAAACCAAGCUACCGUUCACAAUACCGUCAGUGUGGUUCACAAGGAUCAACCACCCAUUACUAUCCAAAAAAACUCAAGAGUAUCCUCAAAACCAGCUCCUCAACUGUGUAAUCAUCAACUUUUAUAUAACACACCCAAAGGGGCUUCUUUGCAUCUGCCGAAUCCGCAAAUAGCUUCUUCAGGUGGUUUGUGGAGUGCUCCAGACAGUUCAAUGUCAAGUCCUUCUAGAAGUCCACUGAGAAUGUUUGGUUCCGAGCAAGUUUUGAAUUCUGGAUUCUGUACAGGAAAGCUAUAUCCAGAUUUAGCUACUAGGCACUGUUCUAGUCCUGGUUCAGGCCAUAAUUCAGUUGGUGGGGAUCUGACAGGGCAUAAUUCUCCGAUACCCAGUCCUGGAAUGAAAAGUCCUGGUUUCAGUUCCAGGAUACACAGUGGUGCUGUCACCCCUCUUCAUCCACGUGCUGGAAGUGCUGCAUUAGAAUCGCCCACAAGACGCCCUGAUGACGUGAAACAGACUCACCGAUUACCUCUUCCUCCAAUAACAAUACCUAAUCAUUGUCCAUUUUCUCCAACAUAUUCUGCAACUACUACUCCUUCAGCGCCUCGUAGUCCCAGCAUAGCAGAAAAUCUAACAUAUCCUGGCUCGCGCUGGAAAAAGGGGCAACUGCUUGGAAGGGGGACAUUUGGGCAUGUAUAUCUUGGUUUUAACAGUGAAAGUGGUGAGAUGUGUGCAAUGAAGGAGGUAACUCUUUUUUCAGAUGAUGCUAAAUCAAGGGAAAGUGCUCAACAACUUGGCCAAGAAAUUGCAUUGCUAAGUCACCUGCGGCAUCCAAAUAUAGUCCAAUAUUAUGGAUCUGAGACGGUAGAUGAUAAACUUUAUAUAUACUUGGAGUAUGUCUCUGGUGGGUCAAUCUAUAAGUUGCUUCAACAGUAUGGCCAGCUUAGUGAAAUUGUUAUUCGUAAUUAUACUCGGCAAAUUCUGUUAGGUCUUGCUUAUUUACAUGCUAAAAACACUGUUCAUAGAGACAUUAAAGCCGCAAACAUAUUGGUGGAUCCUAAUGGGAGGGUAAAAUUGGCAGAUUUUGGCAUGGCAAAGCAUAUAAGUGGGCAAUCCUGUCCAUUAUCUUUCAAAGGAAGUCCUUACUGGAUGGCACCUGAGGUGAUAAAGAAUUCAAAUGGUUGUAAUCUUGCUGUUGAUAUAUGGAGCCUUGGCUCCACCGUUUUCGAGAUGGCUACUACAAAACCUCCUUGGAGCCAAUACGAAGGGGUUGCGGCUAUGUUUAAGAUUGGAAACAGCAAGGACCUUCCUGCAAUGCCAGAUCAUCUAUCAGAAGAUGGAAAAGAUUUUAUCAGGCAAUGCUUGCAAAGGAAUCCAGUGCAUCGUCCCUCUGCUGCUCAACUUCUGCUGCAUCCAUUUGUUAAAAAAGCCACACUGGGAAGACCUGUUCUGUCUGCUGAUCCUUUAGAAGCAAAACCUGAUUUUGUAAAUACUAUGAGAUCUCUGUGAAGCCCAUACACCAAGGAACAUUUCAUAUCCUGUGUCUCCUACUGGGAACCCACUUUUGCCUCCUAGGUUACUGCAUGUGAGUGGAAGGCUGUCUCCAUCUAGUCCUCACACUGCAUCUGGCUCAUCU